AUCACAAUUAAGCUUAUUUUUCCUUCCCCUUUCUCAUCCAAUUCAGAGCACCGGCACUAAGCCCUAACAGGAUUCCGGCGACCGAGAAUCCCAACGGAAUCAAUGGAUCUUCUCAAGCAAGAGCUUCUAAAGAAACGUCAAGCCCUAGCCACCGAAACCGGCGGCAAGCGCGUUUUCAAGCGAUCCGAAAUCGAACAGAGGCAAAUCCAACAGCUACGCGAGAAAGAGAAGCGCGAAUUGGAAGCUAAAGCUCUCCGCCAAUCCACCACAUCCGCUACCGCCGCGGAGGCCGUCUCCACAUCUUCUAAAUCCAAUCCAUUAGCUUCAGCCUCUACCACUUCCUCCUCCGUCGCAACCAACUCUACCACCACCACUUCAAAGUCCCUAACCGACGAGCAGAAUAUCGACAACCUCGUCCUUCCCAGACAGGAAGUGAUUCGAAGACUCCGGUUUCUGAAACAACCCAUUACGCUUUUCGGGGAAGAUGAUGAUGCUCGGCUUGACCGUUUGAAGUUCGUGCUGAAAGCGGGGCUUUUCGAGGUGGAUAGUGAUUUGACGGAGGGGCAAACGAAUGACUUUCUUCGGGAUAUUGCAGAGUUGAGGAAGCGGCAGAAGACGGGGAUUUUGAGCGAGAGGAAGAGGCAGAAGAAGGAGGAUGGUGCUGGGGAAGAGGGAGAUGGAGGUGGGGCUGAUGAAGAAAGUGCCGAUGGAGGGUCGAGUGGGGUUGAAACUGACAAAGAUUUAAAGAGAAUGAAAGCUAAUUUUGAUGAGUUAUGUGAGGAAGAUAAGAUAUUGGUGUUUUUUAAGAGGUUGUUAAACGAGUGGAAGCAGGAAUUGGAUGAAAUGCCUGAAGCAGAGAAGCGGACGGCCAAAGGGAAGUCUAUGGUAGCAACAUUUAAGCAAUGUGCUCGUUAUUUACAUCCUCUCUUCAAGUUUUGCAGGAAGAAGGUUCUUCCCGAUGAUAUUCGGCAAGCAUUGUUGGUAGUUGUUGAAUGCUGCAUGAAGCGAGACUAUCUAGCUGCCAUGGAUCAAUACAUUAAGAUGGCCAUAGGAAAUGCCCCAUGGCCUAUUGGUGUCACUAUGGUUGGUAUUCACGAACGUUCAGCUCGUGAGAAGAUUUACACCAACAGUGUGGCUCAUAUCAUGAAUGAUGAAACAACAAGGAAAUACUUGCAAUCAAUCAAGAGAUUGAUGACGUUCUGUCAACGGCGCUAUCCAACGAUGCCAUCCAAGGCAGUAGAAUUUAACAGCUUGGCGAACGGUAGCGACCUGCAAUCUCUGCUAGCAGAAGAGAGAGUUUCUGGAGGAGGCAAGCUGGGUUCUGAUGAGAGGCUACGAAUCAUGCCUGCCCCAGAAGAUAGCUAGGAAGUUAGAGUAUCCUCGCUUCUCUUCUUUACUGUCUUCAUAUAUGUAAUCCAUAAUGUUCUUCAGCAUAGUUUGGUAAUCAUUGAGUUGAUUCCGGAUUACUGUUUGAGAUUGAAGUCUGUUGACGUCAAACACUUUCUAGCGAUGUUUUGUCUACAGCUUUGCAAACGGUAGUAAUGAUGCAGUCCAUGCUAUCUGAGGAGAUUUUGGGGGGAAUCAAUCAGGGUGUAUGGACGAAGUGCUUUGAAUCAUGCCCGUCCCUGAAGACCUGGUAAGAAGAUCCUCUCGUCGCUGCCAUUUGUUGUGUCUGUAUGAUAAGUAAUUUGAAUCUAGGUUGGUAGUCAGUAAGUCAAUGUCCAAGUACUGAUCGAGAUUUUUCUUUUCCUUCCAACUUCGACAAUAUGUGGAGUGAGAGAUCUUUACUUAACUUCUUGGUUGAGCUUAUAUAACUGAUACAAAUAUACUCCCUCCUUUUUGUGUAAGGAUUGAGAUUGAAGUAUUUACCUAAUAUUCUUGUUGCUUUGCUAAGAUAGGUGAGUGAGUGCAAUCUCAAGCUUAUGAGUAGGGUGACAAGUGUAAUUAGGAAUAAAUAAAAGCCAAUAUCACUGUAGUGGAUUCUCAAUUGAAAGGUUUUUUCUUU
Messenger RNA from Cucumis sativus (cucumber), 2005 nucleotides. RefSeq names its product pre-mRNA-splicing factor 18. The transcript has 2 exons. Gene Ontology annotation, biological process: generation of catalytic spliceosome for second transesterification step; RNA splicing. The record is from RefSeq and is a predicted model, not a curated record. NCBI's taxonomy places the organism in Eukaryota, Viridiplantae, Streptophyta, Magnoliopsida, Cucurbitales, Cucurbitaceae. Bases 103 to 1365 code for a protein of 420 amino acids. Gene Ontology annotation, cellular component: U5 snRNP; U4/U6 x U5 tri-snRNP complex; U2-type post-spliceosomal complex.